This is a messenger RNA of Mercenaria mercenaria, 2665 nucleotides long. RefSeq lists its product as uncharacterized. The record is from RefSeq and is a predicted model, not a curated record. Lineage: Eukaryota; Metazoa; Mollusca; Bivalvia; Venerida; Veneridae. Bases 87 to 1994 code for a protein of 635 amino acids. The transcript has 3 exons. Gene Ontology annotation, cellular component: membrane.
GAGUACAAUGCGAAAAACAAAUCAAGUGCCUUGUGUUUGAUUUUUUUGAAAACGUAAAUGCAGGCCAAGAGGACCAAAUAUAUUAUAUGCUUUUUUGCGUUAAGAAUCAUUGUAGAUUUAAGUCGUGCCGUCAUAGAUUUCAGGAUUCUAUUCUUGAAAGUUGUACUUUCUGGAGUUUGCAAACAACAAAGGCGAUCAUGACGAUGGUAUAUCUGUUCAUUCUACAAUUAUGCGCAAUACCGGUAUCUGUAUUCUGUGGAAGGCUGGAGCAGCUAGAAGAAAGAGUACAGGCUGUUCAAACACUGGCAUUUCAGGACAUACAGAGGCUGAAGGAAAGUGUAGACAGAAAUGCUUUAAAGAUCGACACUUUAACUGACUUGAUUAACAGAACCCUGUUAUACGUUACAAGCACUGUCGAGUCAACAACAGAAUUCAGACAUGGGCAUGAUGAAAAACCGAUUGGGAGAUAUGAAAACGACGAAUACGAAAUGCUACCCAUAAAUGCAGAUGUAAAAAGACUAAAACGAGCUUUUCAGGAGCAUAAAAUGUACUCCGUGACAUUACAAGAAAACAUGAUGACACAAUUAGAAAAAGCGGUUCAUGAGAAAGACGCACUUAUCAAAAAUAUGUCUGGUUCGCUUAUUGAUUUAAAAUCUGAAAUAAAAAGUGAUUUAGAUGAAAUGCGAUCAGACAUCGCACUGAUUAUCUCCGAUGUUCAUUUGAAUACAAGUCAGAUGCUGACAAGCUUAUCACGUGUUCAGUCUGAUAGCAUACUCAUGCAGACAGACGAAAUAUUGAACGAAGCAAACAGAAGUCGAUAUAUGAUAUCAGAAAGCAUAUCUGCUGUUAAUUCAAACACACUUCAAAUGCUUAAACAAUGCUCAAAUAUAUCUGACCAAUUGGUCGCAAAUCGAUUUGAAACAGAAAAAGCGGUUCAUGAGAAAGACGCACUUAUCAAAAAUAUAUCUGGUUCGUUUAUUGAUUUAAAAUCUGAAAUAAAAAGUGAUUUAGAUGAAAUGCGAUCAGACAUUGCACUGCUGAUUUCCGAUGUUCAUUUGAAUACAAGUCAGAUGAUGAUAAGCUUAUCACGUGUUCAGUCUGAUCGCAUACUACUGCAGACAGGAGAAAUUUUGAACGAAGCAAACAGAAGUCGAUAUAUGAUAUCAGAUAGCAUAUCUGCUGUUAAUUCAAACAGACUUCAAAUGCUUAAACAAUGCUCAAAUAUAUCUGACCAAUUGGUCGCAAAUCGAUUUGAAACAGAAAAAGCGGUUCAUGAGAAAGACGCACUUAUCAAAAAUAUAUCUGGUUCGUUUAUUGAUUUAAAAUCUGAAAUAAAAGGUGAGUUAGAUGAAAUGCGAUCAGACAUUGCACUGCUGAUUUCCGAUGUUCAUGUGAAGCUGACAAGCUUAUCACGUGUUCAGUCUGAUCGCAUACUACUGCAGACAGGAGAAAUUUUGAACGAAGCAAACAGAAGUCGAUAUCUGCUAUCAGACAGCAUAUCUGCUGUUAAUGUAAACACACUUCAAAUGCUUAAAAAUUACUCUGCCCAGUUUGUCGCAAAUCGAUUUGAAAUAGAAAAUAGUCUAUCAGAGCAAAUGUCAACGAUGAAAGAUCAGAUAAGUCAAAGUGAAAAUUUAAUUAUAGCAGUCAUUUUCACUUAUUUACGCGCCAAUUCAAAUAUACGUUUGGGCGAUGCACGUGUCGUAGGGAACGGACUGGCCGGACGUGUUGAAGUACGAUAUAAUGACCAGUGGGGUACAGUUUGUGAUGACUUUUUCACUAACAUUUCCGCAACAGUAGCAUGUCAGAUGGCAGGAUUCAAAAGAGGAGUCGUUACAAACGGAUUUGGUGGAGGUUUUGGUAAAAUAUGGCUUGAUAAUGUGGUGUGUACAGGUUCUGAAAUAAAUGUGUUUGAUUGUCCAAGAAGUCAUGACAGAGAUAUAGGUGAACAUGACUGCGGCCAUAGCGAAGACGUUGGAGUAACAUGCUUUUGACAGGCUUCUAAUUGCUGUAUGAGUUCAGCUCAAACAGAAUUAUAUACCAGAAAUAAUUGUGAUGUGUAUAUAUGCAUCAGCAAUCGAAAUUAUGUUUGUAAAUCCUCUGCUCCUAUGGUAAUCACCUUCCACGAUUAUUAUAUCACGUUUGUACCUUUUUUUAUUCUUAGACUUCUAGUAUGACAGCUUUUUAUGGUGUUUUACCUUCACAUUUUGACUAAACUAUGAGGCAUAAUGUUAAAGGGAAAAAACUAUGAUCCAGUUGACAAGUUCUGUCAUUAACUAAACGUUGUACUAAAUACAACUAAAUCAUUGCAGACGACACAUGGAGCUGUUUCCUUUGUAUCAGUUAUGUUACAACAACAACAACAUUGAUGUGGCAAUGCUUCGAGCCUAAACAGUGUUGGCAUGUAGUGAAACCAUUUAAACAACACAAACCAGAUAUCAUAGAAUAUGUUUAGACGUCUGAAAUGUAUACAUUUUAAUAGUUAUAUUACGCUGCCGUCUAAACGUAAAUAUUUUAUGUUUUAAUUGUUCAUAUAUUAUCAUAAUGAAAUAUAUUGUCUCUCAUACUAGUAGUUUUUAUGAAUAUUAUGUGGAUAUAAUUGUAAAGGAUGUAAAUAUACUGUUUUACGAAACGUGAGAUUUAAAUAAAAUAUUGUACAUGACAA